AUGGCAGCACUAAGAUCAGCACAAGCUUGCCACUCAAAUCGUUAUCUGGUGCUGGAGGAUAUUGCUUUUCCAGUUGGAUUUGCUUGGGGUGCAGCUACAGCAGCAUAUCAAAUUGAAGAAGGCUGGAAUGCAGAUGGAAAGGGCCCUAAUGUCUGGGACAUAUUCACUCAUCAGGGAGGAGAUCGAGUUUUCAAGAACCAGACUGGUGAUGUAGCUUGUGGCAGCUACACUCUGUGGGAGGAAGAUUUGAAAUGUAUCAAACAGCUUGGAUUGACUCAUUAUUGCUUUUCUCUUUCCUGGUCACGUCUGUUACCUGAUGGGACGACAGGUUUCAUCAACCAGAAAGGUUCUUUGUGA
Messenger RNA from Serinus canaria (Common canary), 357 nucleotides. Its product is annotated as cytosolic beta-glucosidase-like. Gene Ontology annotation, molecular function: hydrolase activity, hydrolyzing O-glycosyl compounds. NCBI's taxonomy places the organism in Eukaryota, Metazoa, Chordata, Aves, Passeriformes, Fringillidae. Gene Ontology annotation, biological process: carbohydrate metabolic process. The record is from RefSeq and is a predicted model, not a curated record. The coding region runs from base 1 to 357 and encodes 118 amino acids. The transcript has 4 exons.